GUUGGGUUUUUGCCGAUAUAGCAAGCCUUUAUUUGCUCUUGAAAUCAAGAUUAAUAAGCGACUUAUAUUUUUUGUGAUUAAUUAUUGAUAUUUAUUUCAGGCCGUUUGCCUUUAAAAUGGAACUUGAAAGGAAUUUUGAAGAGUUUUCAGCUUGCAGGACCCAAGAGAAGAGGGAAGUAAAUUAUGCCUGCCGUACACGAAAAAAAUAUCAACACGGUGAAGAAAAAAUAUUUUUUGAGUGUAACAGAAGUGAUUACAAAGGAUUUGCCAGCUCAGCUAAAAAACGAAGUGUGAAAACUGGAGGUAGAAUUCAUAUUCAUGGGACACGUCAUUCAAGAAUUGUAGUUAACAUUUCAACUGACGGAUUUGUGACGGUAAAGUUUGUCGAAAAACAUUUAGGACACACUGAUAAACUAAGGACCAAGACCAAGACUAUCGUCGAAAAACUAAGUGAAGAUGAUGUUACCCAUUUUAUUCAAGAAACGAAGCCACAUCUCCAUGUAGACACCAUUGCAUUUAAAGAUAGGCGACAAUUAUUACGCGUUUAGUUUAAUUUUCGAUUUUCGUUACAGGUCAUUUUGCAAGAAAUGAAUAGCUUUGCUCGCAACUUGGACGAAGGAUGUUUUGGGACAUUUGUAGAUAUUUUUAGGACAUUUAAGAGGGACACAGAACAACGAAAUUCCGACGAAAAUUCGAAAAAAAGAAAAAUUGAGAA
Cylas formicarius (sweet potato weevil) is the source of this 715-nucleotide messenger RNA. RefSeq lists its product as uncharacterized. The record is from RefSeq and is a predicted model, not a curated record. NCBI's taxonomy places the organism in Eukaryota, Metazoa, Arthropoda, Insecta, Coleoptera, Brentidae. The transcript is spliced from 4 exons. Bases 117 to 548 code for a protein of 143 amino acids.